AUGAGCGACUUUAUAAACACUUACAUGCAAAAUGUUUUGACUAACUCGGAAGCGGCAUCUUUCCUGCAAGUCGCACGCUCGCAGUUACUGACACGUCCGUUAACGUUGUUUUAUGCUAUGCGAUUAUUAGAGUAUGCCCCGGAACGUAGAGACCUAAUCAUUCAUGUUGUAGACGCGAAUGUCUUAGAAGAGUCAAGCUUAAUGGGGUGGAGUGUCUUGCUAGAUUUAAUCGAUGUAUCGUCAGUCAUAAUUGUAAUGAUUGGGCCGACAUUAAAGUUACAAUCCCCCUUGUCACGCGAUUUUGAUGGGUUGCGGCGGAAAAAAUAUCUGUUAGAGUUUCAUCCUGUGUUGUAUGAGGAGUACGUACGCAGCCCGUCAUUCGUCAAGCCGGAUCUGGUUGUAGGAUUUAACGCGUAUAUUCUGUAUGAACUUGACUCCCCUAAAGAAACGUGGGCGCCGGCCAUACGGCUGAUAGCGAAACAGAAUUGUCCAUUCGUUUUAACGUGUUACGAGCGACGGUAUUUAAAGUACAAGGCUGAUAGGAUAAACACCAUCCUGGACAGGGAGAUAGACUAUCUGUACAGCGGAGAGAAUCCAUUCGCAAGUUUGAAGCCGAACAGAUGUCUCAAGGUACAGAAGGUACAGAAGGUGUGUUAUCAGAAUCAGUGUAUACUUGUUUACAGGAGUCUCUGUCCAUAA
Vollenhovia emeryi is the source of this 699-nucleotide messenger RNA. RefSeq names its product putative protein MSS51 homolog, mitochondrial. NCBI's taxonomy places the organism in Eukaryota, Metazoa, Arthropoda, Insecta, Hymenoptera, Formicidae. The coding region runs from base 1 to 699 and encodes 232 amino acids. The record is from RefSeq and is a predicted model, not a curated record. Gene Ontology annotation, cellular component: extrinsic component of mitochondrial inner membrane. The transcript has a single exon.